AUGGCCACAUCGAUUGCGAUCACAACACCGAUGGGUCCACCAAUACUUCAAAAUGGAAGAGAUGUUUGUGCAAUCGAGUAUUGUUCAAUAUGGGACUUUAUUAAUAUUUCUUCUGCUUCUAAAUUAAUUCUCAAAGCUUACAAACAAAAGACUUUCGAUGAUAAUGAUCUUGACUUACUUCCAUUUGCUUAUCAAGCUAGGUCAGUGUAUAAUGCUUUCAAAAAAACCAGAGGAAGUAAACUCUUGUAUCGAAUAUUGAAUUGGUUUUGGUCUGGAAACGCUCUUAAUAUUAGUGUAAAGGGGAUGCUUAAUUCUGAAAUCUAUUCAAAAAGUUUAAGGAGAAUUGAUUCUCAUAUUUCAAUUGUGAAAGAUGAAUCUAAUAAAUCUGAGGACAAUUUGGAUGAUAUCGACAAUGAUAAUUCGUCUGUUGGCAAAGUUACUAAUCUUAUGUCAAUUGAUACAAAUCGUAUUAGUAAUUUCUCUGUAUGGUGGACAAAUAUAAUUGAUAGUCCGAUAGAAUUAGCUGUUGGAAUUUAUUUCUUGUAUCAAUUAUUGGGUGUGUCUUGUUUACUCAGUUUGUUUGUUAUGAUCAUUACACUUCCAAUUAAUCAUCAAACGGCCAAGUUAUAUGCAAAAACUCAAGACAAGCUUAUGAAUGCUAGAGACCGUAGAGUGGAACUUAUGAAUGAACUUACAGCUGCCAUUGCUUUCACUUCGAUAGCUAUUUUCAAUGAACUUCGAUUUGCCCUUAAUACUCUGCCUGAAACUUUUAUGGAUGGACUUCAAGUAUUGAUUAGUAUGCGUAGAAUAGAAAAAUUUUUAAAUGAAGAUGAGAUCAAAAUUCCUCAUGAAAAUGAUUAUCCAUUUAUGAAAUCAAUCACUUUUGAAAAAGCAACCGUCUCAUGGAAUAAGAUUAAGGAAAAUAGUGAUGAGUUUAUUAUGCAAGAUUUGGACUUGGAAUUUCCUGUUGCUGUCGAUAAUGGAAAAAUUGUCAUGUCUGGUGUGGUUUCAGAAUUACGUAAUUCAGGAAUAUUGACUUUGAUCCUUGAUGAAAAUGAUAUUCAAUCAGAAUUAGUAAAUUCCGUCGAAUUGGCCGCAGAAAAUACUACUUCUGAUGCAACUCUCGUCGAUAAUGUUGCACAGGUGGAUGAUUCAAACACUGUAAAAAAAGUUUCCAAACCAAAAAUUCUUAUCGAAGAAGAAGCACGACAAACUGGAAUGGUUAAGUUUAAUAUUUACAAGUCAUAUUUUCGUGCAAAUGGAAAUAUACUUUACUGGUUGAUUGUUGCAGUAAUCUUUAUUGGAUCUAGAGGAAUACAGAUAAUGGAGAAUUGGUGGCUUCAAGUUUGGUCAAAUGCCAAUAAGAAUAACGAGACAAUUCCAACGAUUUUCAAUUUAGUUCAACAAGAUAAUUUAGUUAUGAUUGAUGGAAUAUUCGACGAUAUUUACAAACCACAUAGCGUUGAUUUUUAUUUGAAUAUAUACGUGUUAAUUACAUCCUUAUCUAUUAUCACGGGUGUUUUGCGUCUUGCUUGGCUUUAUUAUGGAUCAUUGAGAGCGUCUAAAAAACUUUAUCAAACACUACUUCAUCAAGUUAUUCGUGCUCCAUUAAGAUUUUUUGAUACGACCCCAGUCGGAAGAAUUCUUAAUAGGUUCAGUAAAGAUUUUGAAACAAUUGAUAGCACUUUAGCAG
Molecule: messenger RNA, 1693 nt
Organism: Racocetra fulgida
Lineage: Eukaryota; Fungi; Glomeromycota; Glomeromycetes; Diversisporales; Gigasporaceae
Source: the annotation of a GenBank genome assembly